AUGAAAUAUUUAAGAAUAAUAUUACAAAAACUUAAUAGUAGCACAGACCUGAGUAAGAAAGAUGUGAUUGAAAAAAUGUUGAAUGCAUUGAAGGCAAAUAAUCCUAACUUGAAAUUAUCAGGUGUAAAUGACCGAUUUACAUUGGAAGUUACUAACCGUGACGCUCUACUAUCUGAAGAAGAAGCAACGUUUGAGGAUUGUACUCUAUUACAUGUAGCCGCUUUAUUCAAUUGUCAUAGACUAGCAAAACUUCUUAUAGAAAAAGGAGCGGAUCUUAACUCAAAAGAUGCACGUGGUCGUACACCGUUGCACUAUGCUACCAUGCAUGGUAGUAGAAAAGUAACAAAAGUUCUCGUUAACGAAGGAGCAGAUGUCUAUUCACAGGACUUUUUAGAAAAAACCCCUUUGUACUAUGAAUUUACAAGUAAGUAUCUAUACACCGAAAGGCCCUUAACCUAUUCUCCAAAAACUGCAAAACUCUUAUUAAAUAAAGGUGCAGAUCAAUCAUAUAUUCGUACAAUGAAUCCCAACAAAGCAAACAAACCUUUUGCUAUAAUUUGUAAAUUCACUGCAGCCAUAGGAGUUGUGGUGGCAUUAGGCUUGGCAUGGUAUAUGCUACCACGCAUACUAUUUGCUGAUCCAUAUAUCUUGGAAGUACUACUUCUAACCUUCGUUACAAUUGCAUCAAUGAUAGUUGGUGCUUCUGUAAUAUGUGGUGCUGUUUGCGGAACUAUGUAUAUGUUGGCAAAACGUGCAUUUAGUAGCACAUUAAAAGUAACAGAAAUCCUCGUUAACAAAAAAGCAGAUAUCUAUUCACAGGACCUUGAUCAAAAAAACCCUUCGUACUCUGAAUCUACAGAUAAGUAUCCAAAAACCUCAAGACUCUCAAUGAAUCCCGACAAAGCAAACAAACCUUUUGCUACGAUUUGUAAAUUCACUGGAGCCAUAGGAGUUAUGAUGACAUUAGGCUUUUGGUGGAAAUUCCUACCAUUUAAUGAGCCAUAUAUGAAUGAUCCAUAUGUAAUAGGAACAGUAUUUCUAACCUUCGUUACAAUUGCAUCAAUGAUAGUUAGUGCUUCUGUAAUAUGUGGUGCUGUUUGCGGAACUAUGUAUAUGUUGGCAAAACGUACAUUUAGUAGCAAAUUAGAUGAAGUGAGCUGUGAUGCCACCUUUCUUUCACAACAACCAGCUAACGGAUGA
This is a messenger RNA of Cinara cedri, 1200 nucleotides long. Lineage: Eukaryota; Metazoa; Arthropoda; Insecta; Hemiptera; Aphididae. The record is from the annotation of a GenBank genome assembly.